Arachis stenosperma is the source of this 4271-nucleotide messenger RNA. RefSeq names its product pentatricopeptide repeat-containing protein At2g22070-like. Gene Ontology annotation, biological process: RNA modification. Bases 683 to 3049 code for a protein of 788 amino acids. The record is from RefSeq and is a predicted model, not a curated record. The transcript has 4 exons. Gene Ontology annotation, molecular function: zinc ion binding; protein binding; RNA binding. Lineage: Eukaryota; Viridiplantae; Streptophyta; Magnoliopsida; Fabales; Fabaceae.
CUGUCUCGCACACACACUCAGUCAGGGGGAGGGCUCCCCAAUCCUCUCAAUCUCAUCGAGCUCACCUGCGUCCAGCCACUGUCUCGUGCGCCGCCGUCUUCGUUCCUUCGAACGGCCACCGCCUCGUGCUCGCUCACUUCCCCUCCAUCGCGCAGCAGCCAGUUUUCACAACCUUGGCCCUCACUCACUCACCCCCUUCCCCCAACACCCCCUGUUCUAUCUUUGAACUCGAGCAAAGUUCAAAAUCACCCAACCAAAACCCUAGGUUCUCCCUGCAACGCUUCUGAGACAGUGCCGCCGCCAUCCGUGCUGUCGGCGCCUCCGCGUCCUCUCUUGUAGCCCAGGCCCUCUCUUGUAGCUCGGCGUCCUCCUUCCCCCUGUCCCCGUCCUCCUUGGCUUCUCUGUUCGAGGUUGGAGUAGCUCGGCGCCGUCUCGCCGGUCGCCGUUCGUGUCUCCAUCGAAGGAACAAGAAAACUAACUCUUUUUCUGCCCUCAGACCGGUUGGACCAGUAAAUCAGUGAACUAGUGACUGGAGCGGUUCGAUGACCAGUCCGGUUCUCAGAACCUUGUGUAGGUUGAUGUCAGAAUCUAAAUUCUAAAUUCCUCCAACUUCUCCGCGACUUCACCAAUAGAGCCUCCAUUUUCAUGCGGGUGCUGAAUUCAACACUCUCACUUUGUGUUGAUGGGGAUCACAAAACCUCCCUGCACUACUUCUUAUGCUUCCCAUUCCGAUUUAUACGCCGAUGUUCUCCAAUCCGUUAUAAAAUCCAGAGACCCUUUUGUCGGAAGAUCCGUUCAUGCUCGAAUCAUCAAACACGGCCUUCACUUGGGUGUCUUCUUGAUGAACAAUCUCCUCAAUUUUUAUGCUAAAACUGGUUCCUUCUCUGAUGUUCACUGCGUGUUCGCUGAAAUGCCGCUGAAGACCAUUUUCUCCUGGAACACCAUUCUGUCAGCAUAUGCCAAAAGGGGGAACUUCGAAGCUGCACAGCGAGUGUUUGAUGAAAUUCCUGAACCCGAUUCUGUUUCCUGGACUUCAAUGAUAGUGGGGUAUAACAUGUUGGGUCGUUUUGAUAAUGCCAUUCAUAUGUUUCUCAGGAUGAUUUCAUGUGGAGUGUCGCCAACCCAGUUCACAUUUACCAAUGUUCUUGCUUCAUGUGCUGCAACUGAAGCACUGGAUAUUGGUAGAAAGGUUCACUCCUUCAUUGUAAAACUUGGAUUAUCCAGUGUUGUUCCUGUGGCCAAUUCACUUCUUAACAUGUAUGCAAAGUCAGGUGAUUCAGUAAUGGCGAAGGUUGUGUUUGACCGGAUGAGGUUAAAAGACAAAUCAACUUGGAAUACUAUGAUUUCGAUGCAUAUGCAUUUCGGUCAACUUGACCUUGGACUUGCCCUUUUUCAGGAAAUGACUGAUCCAGACAUUGUCUCUUGGAAUUCGAUCAUUACAGGAUAUACUCAUCAAGGACAUGAUGUCAAAGCCCUUGAAAUUUUUUCACUUAUGCUUAACAGUUCAUCUUCAAAGCCAGAUAAAUACACCUUGGGAAGUGUUCUGUCAGCUUGUGCCAAUCUUGAAAAUUUGAAACUUGGGAAACAAAUCCAUGCGUACAUGGUAAGAGCUAAUAUAGACAUAUCUGGAGCCGUAAGAAAUGCUCUGAUCUUAAUGUAUGCAAAGGCUGGUGGCAUUGAAAUUGCUCAUAGGAUUGUAGAUAUUACAGGUAUCUCAAAUCUUGAUGUUAUAGCAUUCACAUCACUGCUAGAUGGCUUUGUUAAAAUUGGGGAUAUAAACCCGGCAAGAGAUAUAUUUGACUCAUUAGAAUUUCGAGAUGUAGUUGCAUGGACAGCCAUGAUUGUAGGUUAUGCACAGAAUGGUUUACUUAGCGAUGCUUUGGAUCUCUUCAGGAAAAUGGUUAGAGAAGGUCCAAAGCCAAACAACUAUACUUUAGCAGCGGUUUUAAGUGUCUUUUCAAGCUUGGCUUCUCUUGGUCAUGGUAAGCAGCUUCAUGCAACUGCCAUAAGAUUGCAAGAAGCAUCAUCAAUUUCUGUUGGUAAUGCUUUAAUUACUAUGUAUUCAAGAUCAGGAAGCAUCAGAGAUGCAAGGAAAGUAUUCAAACAGAUAUGCUCUAACAAGAAUAAAUUGACUUGGACUUGCAUGAUUAUAGCUCUAGCUCAACAUGGUUUUGGAAAAGAUGCUGUAGAACUGUUCGACACUAUGCUGAAACUUGACAUAGAGCCUGACCAAAUUACUUAUGUUGGUGUCUUGUCUGCUUGUUCGCACGUGGGAUUGGUACAACAGGGUAAGAGUUACUUUAGUUUAAUGAAAAAUGCUCAUCACAUUGAACCCACCUCUAGCCAUUAUGCUUGCAUGAUUGACCUGCUUGGGCGUGCUGGAUUGCUUGAAGAAGCAUAUCAUUUUAUAAAAAACAUGCCUGUUGAACCAGAUGUUAUAGCUUGGGGUUCACUUUUGGCUUCUUGCAGGGUUCAUAAAAAUGUGGAUUUAGCUAAAGUGGCAGCUGAAAAUUUGCUUCUUCUUGAUCCCAACAAUAGUGGGGCUUACUCAGCACUUGCUAAUACGCUUUCAGCUUGUGGAAGAUGGAAAGAUGCUGCUAUGAUUAGGAAAUCAAUGAAGGACAGAGCAGUAAAGAAGGAACAAGGAAUCAGCUGGGUUCAAAUCCAGAACAAGGUCCAUAUUUUUGGGGUUGAAGAUGGGCUUCAUCCACAAAGAGAUGCAAUAUAUAGAAUGAUUUCAAAAAUAUGGAUGGAGAUAAAGAAAAUGGGCUUUAUUCCAGACACUGAUUCUGUCUUGCAUGAUCUAGACCAGGAAGUGAAGGAACAAAUCCUUAGACACCAUAGCGAAAAACUCGCUAUUGCAUUUGCUUUGUUAAAUACUCCAGGAUAUGCCACACUGAGAAUCAUGAAGAACCUUAGAGUCUGCAAUGACUGUCAUUCCGCCAUAAAAUAUAUCUCUAAGCUUGUCGGUAGAGAAAUUAUUGUAAGAGAUUCCACACGUUUUCAUCAUUUCAAUGAUGGUUCAUGUUCAUGUCAGGAUUACUGGUAGAAGAAACAGUGGAAUUUCAUGAAGAAUCCGACUAGAACUGAGGAGUAAUUUACAAGUAUAUUAAACUGAAAAUAUAUAAAUGUAUACAGGAGUUUAAAAUCAUUCACUUUUUUAGAUGAGUUUGCCUGAGGUCUGACUUCAAGUGGACGCGCGCUAGAAUGCUUCUGAGUCAAUCAAAUGCUUGUGUUCUUGUUCAUGCCUGUCAAGAUAUCUUGCAGUUGAGGUCUAAUUUUACCAAAUUGGAGGCGGCACAUUUUCUAUAACCUUGGAUUUGAAUCAAUCAGUUCAGAUAAUUCGGUGGUCUCUCUUUACCUGGUCUGCUUUGGUUCAUAGUAUCCACACCUAUUUUAAUUGACUUUCAAUUUCUUGCAUCUGAGAAAUGAUUUUUCAUUUUUUAUUUUUUUGGGGUAUAUUGAUGACAGUUAAUCAUUGUAUUACUCAUAGUGGCUUAAGGGAUGACAGUAUAUUGAUGACAGUUAUCCGUCACCAGCUCUGUUCCUGACUUCCUGCCUCCGUCGCCAGCUUUGUUGCUGCCUCCUCGCCAGCUCUGUUCUUCACUUGUUCUAGAUUCCACUCGGAAUCCAGCAUGAUCACCCGAGAAGCUGCCGUCAAACUAAUGCCUUCGGCACAAGCUGUAAUCGAAGCAAGGAGUAUCUUUGAAACUCCACCAGGUUCCUCAAACUUAUCCAUCACUCUACCACGCUCGAAGAGCUCUAGUUGAGCUCUAGUUCCCUGGUUAACAUGAGAAUUUCCCGCCCUUUUUCCCAUUUGAAGAACAACUCAAAAUAUUCUAUAAAUAACUUCACUGGUGCAAUGUUGUGCCAGAAGAUGAGGAUCUUCUCCUUCUGAACCACGCGAUAGAUAAGGCUCAUACCAAAUUUUACCUUAGACCCCAUCUUCAAAUCAAACUUGCAUUUCUAUAGCUCUCUCAGCAAUUUUUAUCAACCAAGUAUGUAUGGACCCAAGAGUUAUCAAAAGCUCUAACUCGAGGAUAUCCAUUGCACUUUUGCAUUUUUUUGUGCAGUCUCUUCAACAUCUCAUGCUGCAUAUCGGUUGUGUUCAUCAACAAAGUAUAAAUUUGCAAACCGGGUAGGUCGUCCGAGCUACUACCUUCAUAAACAUCUAUAAAACCAUUUGUUAAAUUUCUCAACAUGUAUAAAUUUCUAUGAUUGAUGACAACAGUGGAUGCUGGUAUUAUAUGUUUGAUUUGUUGUUUUUGUUA